AACAGCAGUUAUUUCUCUAGCCACGCCUGCCUGAAUCAUUUUUUCUUAAAAAAGAUUAAAAAAAUGGGGAGAUUAUACAUAGAGACGGUGCAGAAUAGCGGCGGAGAAGGAGGAGGAGAAGGAAGAGUAAGGAAGAUCUUCAAGUGUAAGUGGUGUAAAGUUGAAUUCGCUUCUUAUUACGAUAUCCUCUCCAAAGAUUUUCAAGGCCGCUUUGGCCGUGCUUAUCUCUUCAGAAACGUGGUGAAUAUUUCGCUCGGACCCAGCGAAGAGCGAUUGCUAGUGAGUGGAUGGCAUACCGUUUGUGAUAUUUAUUGUACUUCUUGCCAGCAAAUUUUAGGUUGGAAAUAUGAGAAAGCUUAUGAAGAGAGCCAGAAGUACAAGGAAGGGAUGUACAUUUUGGAAAAGGAACGGAUGUUGAAGGAGGGCUGGUGAUGUUUUGAAAAGUAAGCAUAGAGUUAUUGGUAAGCAUUAGUAAGAAAUAGGAUUUGUAAGAGGGGCAUUUAACUGCUGCAUCUUUGAGUAAUUUCUUGGAUUUUUGAACAACUCGAUACUAGAACAUGUAAUUUGAACUCCGAAUUAUCUAUCAAUGAACACUCUUAUUGUGUUUGUAUCA
Molecule: messenger RNA, 613 nt
Organism: Populus nigra (black poplar)
Lineage: Eukaryota; Viridiplantae; Streptophyta; Magnoliopsida; Malpighiales; Salicaceae
Product: putative yippee-like protein Os10g0369500
Exons: 3
Coding region: 64-432 (122 amino acids)
Source: RefSeq, a predicted model, not a curated record